AUGUCGUCGCAAGAUAUGAAUGCGCUACUGCACGCAAUGCGUGUGCAGAUAGCUGAAUUAACCUCGCAGCUCGCCGAGAUACAGGCCAACCCCCCUGUAGCAACCCCCUCGGUAGAGAAAAAAUUCAAUAAGAAAGUCGAAGUCGCGAAUUGGGACGCAUUCGCCGAUGACUUCGAGGUAGCUACUGCAGUGCUAUCUCGACUAAAAGGACCUGUGGCGGGUCGAUACGCCCAAGUUAGAUUGCAGGAGUGCUACACCGCGGGAGUGUGGCCCACCUGGGAUGAUCUCAAGAAGGAGAUCAAAAAAUACUUCAAACCACAGGCUGAGCGUGACUGGGCUCGGCAGCAAAUUUGUUCGUUCAAACAGGGAAACCUGAGGACGGAUGAUUACGUCACCCGGUUCCUGGCCCUCUCCAUCCAAGGAGGGUUAGGUAACGAACACGCAGUGGAACUGCUAGAACGCAAGGUCAACCCUCGCAUUGCAGAGCAGAUCUACCUGCAGGAUACGAGAAGUGACGACCUGGCUCUGGCAGCCGAGGAAGUCAGGCGAGUUGGUAGGGCCAUAGAGCUCUACGCUAUGCACCAAGGUGGCGGGUCCACCAAACAAACCACAUCAUCCCAGAGGCGCCCUGGGUCAUCAAACCAACAUCAAAAUCACUCUCACGGGUUUAGGCCGUUCGGGCUGCAGCCAGGACAGGGUGCUCCUAUGGAUAUCGGCGCGGUCCAAGGCGGACAAAUGCGCAGAUUCAAGGGCAGCUGUUACAACUGCGGCCAAGAGGGACAUAUGUCCCAAGACUGCAAAAAAGGGUUGCAGGCCGGCCAACAAAAAAAUAACCAAGGGCGCCAGGCGCGCCAAUUAGAAACCGAACAAUUGGAUGAUCGGCUCCACUCAUUGGCCGGUUGUUCUUACGACGAAAUCCGGGCUUUCUUCUACGACCAGCAGGUCAACAAGAUGAAGGCUCAGGGAAAAGAAUUCGGGGCUUAG
Serpula lacrymans var. lacrymans S7.9 is the source of this 984-nucleotide messenger RNA. RefSeq lists its product as uncharacterized. The transcript is spliced from 2 exons. NCBI's taxonomy places the organism in Eukaryota, Fungi, Basidiomycota, Agaricomycetes, Boletales, Serpulaceae. The coding region runs from base 1 to 984 and encodes 327 amino acids. Gene Ontology annotation, molecular function: zinc ion binding; nucleic acid binding. The record is from RefSeq and is a predicted model, not a curated record.